Molecule: messenger RNA, 493 nt
Organism: Metschnikowia bicuspidata var. bicuspidata NRRL YB-4993
Lineage: Eukaryota; Fungi; Ascomycota; Pichiomycetes; Serinales; Metschnikowiaceae
Exons: 1
Source: RefSeq, a predicted model, not a curated record
UGUUGGCAAGCGUGUGGUCCUCACGCUCGAUCUUUAUGAUGGCAGCAUUGGGCACCUUUGUAUCUGGGAUGAUCUUGAUCCUUGAGCACGGUUAGUAUUCACGGCGGGGGAUCCGGUGUCAGGGGCUAGAACAUACUUCUCCACGCCAUCUGGCAAGAUGAACAACUCGAAUCUGUCUGGGGCAUUCAUGUUCGGUGGAGGGGAUAGAUGACCAGGAGAGCUGUGGAGGACAUAGAGGUGGAAGUUGAUAGUCACGGGCCCGUCCUGCAGGGAGGCCCGAAUUCCAAUGGGCGGUCUUUGCCUGGCAAAGGCCAGAGCUAGGAAAUGCUAGACCUCACUGCGUGCCUCUAGAUCCAGGAGGCUAUUUUGGCCGCCAGAUCGGGGACAGUUCAAGCUGCCAGGUUGUGCAUGCCAGUGCCAGCACUUUGUUUGGCAGUGCAGCUGAGUUGACCGGGGCGCACGGAAUAAUCCACAGGCCGGAUCUUUGGUGAGC